This is a messenger RNA of Aspergillus brunneoviolaceus CBS 621.78, 520 nucleotides long. RefSeq lists its product as uncharacterized. Bases 57 to 314 code for a protein of 85 amino acids. The record is from RefSeq and is a predicted model, not a curated record. The transcript has a single exon. Lineage: Eukaryota; Fungi; Ascomycota; Eurotiomycetes; Eurotiales; Aspergillaceae.
AAUGUAAGAACUGUAAAGGUAGUAAACCAAGUCCGAUGACGAAACUCCAAUGCACAAUGCACAAUGCACCAGCAAAGGGAGGGAGGGGCAAAGAGAGGGAGAGAAACAUGAAGAAACACUCGGAUGAAGAAGACCGACCCGACUCCAAGGAAGAAAAGAGAGAGAGAGAGAGAGAGAGAGCACAGUCCCAUCCCUUCGGCUUCAAACCUAUGCAAGGCGGGAUUGGGGGGAAAUCCCCAGUACUUCAACAAAGACAAACAGUUCAGUUCAGUCCAGGAGAUGCAGUGGUGGCGCAUCAAAUGUCUAACACAUAAGACUACCUGCCUGCCUGCCUGCCUGUCCACUUUGCAAUUGAGCGGUUCAAUUGGCCAGAGGGCGCGAGGGGCGAUGUCAAACGGUUUUUGUUUUCUUGGUUGAUGUUGGCUGUGAUGCAGGAUUCGACUUGUGUGUGUUUGAUCUACAAACUUCGUUCAAGGCCAUUGCAUUCGAUCAAGUGUAUCAAUGGCUGAUUGAUUCAAAC